Durio zibethinus is the source of this 3423-nucleotide messenger RNA. RefSeq names its product Tetratricopeptide repeat (TPR)-like superfamily protein. Gene Ontology annotation, biological process: RNA modification. The record is from RefSeq and is a predicted model, not a curated record. NCBI's taxonomy places the organism in Eukaryota, Viridiplantae, Streptophyta, Magnoliopsida, Malvales, Malvaceae. Gene Ontology annotation, molecular function: RNA binding; zinc ion binding; protein binding.
UGAAAUGGACGUGUGUCAUGUCAUGACAUCAUUGCACUUUAAUUGGAAAGCAGCCCCCUUUUUUACCAAAAUUAUACCAAUGUGUUUGGGUUCUCAGUAUGAAAAAUAUUCACUGAAAGUUGGAAGUCUUAUGAGAGGAAAAUUUGAAAAUUGGUUCGAACGGUGAAUUGGCUUUUGUAUUGUUAAAAAUUCCAGCGAGAAAAUGCCAAAGCGAUUUUGAAAGAAAAAAAAAGCAGUAGAAGCCAAGGGGAUGAAGUUGGUAUAGAUAAAAAUGAUGCUACCAAGUACCCAAUGUAAACAAACAAACCAGACCAAAGUGUCCUCUGGUACAGGAGGAGCUCAGCUUCAUCUGUUAUGUUCCCAUGGAAGUUCCCACCAAGUAGCUUGAAAAUUAGGUGCCCCACGCAAUUUAUAAUGGACCCAUCUCGUCUCUUUUUCGAUAAGGACUAGGGACCCGUAUUUCUUCCCAAAACAUUUUUCUACAUUUUCACUGUUUCUUAAUUCCAUAUUCAAUUUACCCCUUUCUUUAAUCUUCUUUUUGUCUAGUUUAUGGUGCUUAGGACUUCUUCUGUUCGAUUUCAAGCUUUUUUUUGUCUUAAAAAUUGACAAUUUUUUUGAAUUAGAAACAUAGGGAGCGGAUUCAAUGAUAAAAUUAAGUUUCAAAUAUCUGAACUUUUCUUUUAAGUCAUGUCACCGAUGCAUUCACGUGCGAUGUAUUCAUUUUCAUUUUGGGAAUUCCAGUCAAUCAAAGCUUGAUUGUAAUCGGGCCUUAAAUGAAUUAUCCAAAUUGAGUCGGAUUAAUGAAGCUCGAAAGCUAUUUGACAAAAUGUCCGAACGGGAUGAGUUCACCUGGAACACAAUGAUAGCUGCCUAUGCAAAUUCUGGGAAAUUAACUGAAGCUAUGGUGCUUUUUAAAGACACCCCAAUGAAGAGUUCCGUCACUUGGAAUUCGCUAAUUUCUGGGUAUUGUCGACGUGGGAUGGAAAUUGAAGCGUUUGAUUUGUUUUGGGGAAUGCAAUUUGAGGGACAAAGACCUAAUCAGUACACAAUGGGAAGUAUUUUAAGGUUGUGUUCCACCUUGGGUUUACUUCAAAGAGGAAAACAGGUGCAUGGUUAUGUAAUAAAGACGCAAUUCGAGUCAAAUGACUAUGUUGUUACUGGUCUUGUUGAUAUGUAUGCAAAGUGCAAUUGCAUUUUAGAAGCUGAGUAUUUGUUUAAAAUGAUGCCCGAUACGAAAAAUCAUGUCAUGUGGACCGCCAUGGUUGCUGGUUAUUCUCAGAAUGGUGAAGCAUUCAAAGCGAUUGAGUGUUAUCGAGAUAUGGUAGUUGAAGGAGUUGAGUGUAAUCAGUUUACUUUCCCCAGUGUAUUAACAGCUUGUGCUGCGGUUCAAGCUGGUAAUUUUGGUGCACAAGUGCAUGGUUGCAUAAUUAGGAGUGGUUUUGAAGCUAAUGUUUUUGUUCAAAGUGCGUUGGUUGAUAUGUAUGCAAAAUGCAGGGAUCUGGAUAGUGCAAUGAGGGUCUUAGAGAAUAUGGAGGUUGAUGAUGUGGUUUCUUGGAACUCCAUGAUAGUAGGGUGCGUAAGGCAAGGUUGUGAAGAGGAAGCUCUCUCGUUGUUCCAGAAGAUGCAUGCUAGAGAUAUGAAGCUGGAUGAUUUUACAUACCCGUCUGUUUUAAACUGUUUUGCUUCAAUGAAAGAUAUGAAGAAUGCAAUGUCAGUCCAAUGUUUGAUUGUUAAAACAGGGUUUCAGGCUUACAAGCUUGUAAAUAAUGCUUUGGUCGACAUGUAUGCUAAACAAGGAAACUUGGAUUGUGCUUUUCAGGUGUUCAACCACAUGCCAAACAAGGAUGUGGUCUCAUGGACCUCUCUGGUGACAGGAUAUGCACAUAAUGGCCGACAUGAAGCAGCUCUCAAGUUGUUUUGUGACAUGAGAAUUGCAGGCAUUUGUCCCGACCACAUUGUUCUUGCCAGUAUUUUGAGUGCUUGUUCAGAACUAACAAUUCUGGAAUUUGGGCAACAAGUUCAUGCAAACUUUGUUAAAUCAGGCCUCCAAUCAUCCAUAUCAGUAGAUAAUUCCCUUGUAACAAUGUAUGCCAGGUGUGGUUGUAUAGAAGAAGCAAGCAGAGUAUUUGAUUCUAUGCAAAUUCAGGAUGUGAUAACUUGGACUGCUCUAAUAGUUGGUUAUGCCCAGAAUGGUAAAGGCAAGGACUCAGUACGGUUCUAUGAUCAAAUGAUUGCUAGUGGCACAAAACCAGACUUCAUUACUUUUAUAGGUCUACUAUUUGCUUGCAGCCAUGCUGGUCUUUGGGAAAGUGGUCGUUUCUAUUUUGCAUCCAUGGAGAAGGUUUAUGGAAUUAAACCAGGUCCUGAACACUAUGCUUGUAUGAUUGACCUCUUGGGUCGGUCAGGAAAACUUGUUGAAGCUGAGACAUUGUUAUAUCAAAUGGAUGUGGAACCAGAUGCAACUGUAUGGAAGGCCCUCCUUGCUGCAUGCAGAGUACAUGGCAACUUGGAAUUGGGGGAAAGAGCAGCAAAGAAUCUCUUUGAAUUAGAGCCCACGAAUGCUGUGCCAUACAUCAUGUUGUCAAACAUGUAUUCAGCUAGUGGAAAAUGGGAAGAUGCUGCUAGGAUUCGAAGAAUGAUGAAAUCGAGGGGAAUUACCAAGGAGCCUGGAUUUAGUUGGAUCGAGAUAAACGGUAAAGUGCACAGCUUUAUGUCUGAAGACAGAGGCCAUCCAAGAACUGCGGACAUCUAUACCAAGAUCGAUGAGAUCAUGCUCUUGAUCAAGGAAGCUGGUUACGUACCAGAAAUCAGUUUUGCUCUCCAUAACACGGAUGAGGAAGGGAAGGAGCUUGGUCUGGCCUAUCACAGUGAGAAACUGGCCAUUGCAUUCGGACUUCUGAACGUGCCACUUGGAGCCCCAAUCCGAAUUUUUAAGAAUCUCAGGGUUUGUGGGGAUUGUCAUACGGCUGUGAAAUAUAUAUCGAGAGUUUUCCUUCGUCACAUCAUCCUGAGGGAUUCUAAUUGUUUUCAUCACUUCAAACAAGGACACUGUUCAUGCGGAGAUUAUUGGUAGAUGGUUUUUUAUCUAACCACACAAGUACUCGUUUCUUUAAGCAGUUUUCACUUCUGAUAUACGUCUACCAAUAAUUGCAGUGAUGUUUGACUUGUAUUCUACACAUCUUUUAUACUUUAUUUAUUAAUGGUAUUAACGAUCAACCUUGGGAGAAAAUAGAAACAUGGAUUUCUUGGAAAUUUGCUUCUCUGGAGAACUUGUAUACAGUCCUCGAGUUGAAAAUUUAGGAUUUUUUGAACAAUGAAUGCUAAUACACUUCCAUAUAUUAAAGCGAAAGCACAGUUUUAACGAGUCAUCUUUUUCAUUAGUUUAGGCAGAUAGCAAAUCACAUUGUAAAUGAAAAAAAAAAA